Molecule: messenger RNA, 1884 nt
Organism: Quercus robur (English oak)
Lineage: Eukaryota; Viridiplantae; Streptophyta; Magnoliopsida; Fagales; Fagaceae
Product: glycerol-3-phosphate 2-O-acyltransferase 6
Exons: 2
Coding region: 87-1583 (498 amino acids)
Biological process (GO): cutin biosynthetic process
Cellular component (GO): membrane
Molecular function (GO): phosphatase activity; glycerol-3-phosphate 2-O-acyltransferase activity
Source: RefSeq, a predicted model, not a curated record
GUUCAUACACUCACCCCCACCAACAAAAAAAAAAAAAAAAAAAAACCAUAAACUCUCUCAUUUUUUCUUUUUUCUUUUACUAUCUUAUGGUCAUGGGGGCUCACCGUCGAUUUGAACCAAUAUCAAAAUGUAGCUCCGAAGGGAGAUCAAAUCAAACUGUGGCUUCAGACUUAGAUGGCACACUUUUGGUGUCACGUAGUGCUUUCCCAUAUUUCAUGCUUAUUGCUCUUGAAGCUGGUAGCCUUGUAAGGGCACUAGUGCUUUUAUCAUCAGUUCCAUUCGUAUAUUUCACGUACUUAUUUGUUUCUGAAGCUAUUGCAAUCCAAACCUUUGUGUUCAUUACUUUUGCGGGGUUGAAAAUCAAGGACAUUGACCUUGUUUCAAAGUCUGUCCUCCCUAAGUUUUAUGCUGAGGAUGUGCACCCAGAGACUUGGAGAGUGUUCAAUUCCUUUGGGAAACGAUACAUUAUUACUGCCAAUCCUAGAAUCAUGGUGGAACCAUUUGUUAAGACCUUUUUAGGGGCUGACAAGGUGAUUGGUACAGAGUUGGAGGUAACAAAAUCUGGGAGGGCAACUGGGUUUGCUAAGAGACCAGGAAUUCUUGUUGGUGAACACAAAAAAGCAGCCAUUGUUAAGGAAUUUGGCACCAACGACUGUCCCGAUUUGGGUCUUGGAGAUCGAGAAACUGACCAUGAUUUCAUGUCUCUUUGCAAGGAAGGUUACAUGGUGCCAAAAACCAAAUGUGAGCCACUACCAAGAAACAAGCUAUUAAGCCCAAUUAUUUUUCAUGAUGGCAGGCUAGUUCAGAGACCCACCCCUCUAGUUGCCCUUUUAAGCUUCUUAUGGAUGCCAAUUGGUAUUGUCCUCUCCAUCCUCAGAGUCUACCUUAAUAUCCCUUUGCCUGAAAGAAUUGUCUAUUACAACUACAAGGUACUAGGCAUUAAACUCACUGUUAAGGGUACCCCUCCACCUCCACCUAAGAAAGGACAAAGUGGUGUCCUAUUUGUUUGCAACCAUCGUACAGUUUUAGACCCAGUUGUUAUAGCUGUUGCCCUUGGAAGAAAAAUUAGUUGUGUCACAUAUAGUAUAAGUAAAUUUAGCGAAUUGAUUUCGCCAAUUAAGGCAGUUGCAUUGUCAAGGGAAAGAGAGAAAGAUGCGGCUAAUAUUCAACGCUUGCUUCAAGAAGGAGACUUGGUUAUUUGCCCCGAGGGAACCACUUGUAGAGAGCCAUUCCUAUUGAGAUUUAGUGCACUAUUUGCUGAGCUAACUGAUAGGAUUGUGCCUGUUGCAAUUAACACUAAGCAAACUGUGUUUUAUGGGACUACUGUACGUGGGCAUAAACUGUUGGACCCUUAUUUUGUGUUCAUGAAUCCAAUGCCAAUCUAUGAGAUCACUUUCUUGAAUCAACUUCCAAAGGAGCUCACUUGCAAAGGUGGGAAAUCAGCCAUUGAAGUUGCAAAUUACAUUCAAAGGGUGCUUGGUGGAACAUUGGGCUUUGAGUGCACAAAUUUGACUAGGAAGGACAAGUAUGCUAUGCUUGCAGGAACAGAUGGCAAGGUUCCAUCUAAGAAGGAAAAGGCUUAAGAUUUGGACAAAGCAAAUCCCAAUCAUUCUCUAUAUUGGGUUUUUUUUUUUUUUUUUUUUUUUUUUUUUUUUUUUUUUUUUUUUUUUUUUUUUUUUUUUUUAAUGUCAGAAAACGUUUUAUUAUAACAAUAAAAUUGAUUGUGAUGAUUGUUGCAAAAUGACCGUUUAUGGUUUUUUUUUUUUUUUUUUUUUUUGAGUAGCCGUUUAUGUUAUUGUAUACUUUUUAGUUUGAUGUAUACAAAAUAUAUUUUAGUUUCUGCUAUUGGGUCAGUGCCCAAAUCCACUGUAUUUUGCCCCAUUA